Messenger RNA from Columba livia (rock pigeon), 1241 nucleotides. It is a transcript of the gene TMEM41A, whose product is annotated as transmembrane protein 41A. Lineage: Eukaryota; Metazoa; Chordata; Aves; Columbiformes; Columbidae. The record is from RefSeq and is a predicted model, not a curated record. Bases 149 to 1045 code for a protein of 298 amino acids. The transcript is spliced from 4 exons.
UGGCGGUGUGUGUCUGUGGGGCGGGUUUGUGCUGAGGGAGCGGCCGUUCCCGCCCUCCCGGCGCGGCCCCGUGCGCGCCUGCGCGCCGGCCGGGGGCGGGGCCGGCGGGGCGGCCGCUGCGGCGCGAUCGCUGCGGGGCCAUCGCGGGAUGUGGCGGCGGGCGGCCGGGCUGCUGCUGGUGUUCGCGGCCGCCACGGCCGCCCUGUGGCUGCUGUCGGCGCGGCUGGGCGCGGGGCAGGCGCGCAGGCCGCUGCGGUUCCCGUCGGACCUGGAGGAGCUGCGGGAGCUGGCCGAGGCGCUGCGGGACUACGAGCGGCAGCACCGCGGCUCGGCGCUGGCUCUGUUCUGCGCCGCUUAUCUCUACAAGCAGAGCUUCGCCAUCCCCGGCUCCAGCCUCCUGGUACGGCCGCGCUGCGGGGGCGGGGAGCGGUGCGGACCCCUCCGGGGAGCCCUGUCCCGCGAAGCCAGCCGGGCCGGGGACACCCCGUGUGUCCCCCGGGCUGUGAGCCGUGUGUGCCCGCAGAACGUGCUGGCCGGAGCGCUGUUCGGGCCCUGGACCGGACUGGCGCUGUGCUCGGUGCUCACCUCGCUCGGAGCCACCAGCUGCUACCUGCUGUCCGGCGCCUUCGGGAAACGGCUCCUCGUCCACUAUUUUCCGGAGAAAGUGGCUCUGCUGCAGGGCAAGGUAGAGGAGAACAGGAGCUGUUUGUUUUUCUUCUUGUUGUUCCUGAGACUGUUCCCCAUGACACCAAACUGGUUUCUGAAUCUCUCAGCUCCCAUUUUAAACAUCCCCGUGUCCCAGUUCUUCUUUUCCGUGCUCAUUGGUCUUACACCAUAUAAUUUCAUCUGCGUGCAGACAGGAGCCAUUCUCUCACAGAUCACCUCUUUGGAUGCCAUUUUCUCCUGGAACACACUGCUCAAACUGCUUGCGAUGGCUGUGGCAGCUUUGAUACCAGGGGCCCUCAUCAAGAAAUACAGCAAGAAGCACCUGAAGCUGGAUGGAGAAGAGCAGACUCAGUUCCUCAAUGGCAAAAAGAGCUUGUGAUGGCUCAGGUGCCCCAGGUCUGUGUACCUGUGGGUUUAUUCUGCAUGCUCUGUGCCACCGUGGACCAAGGACAAUUGCAGUUUUUAAUUGUUCUUCUCAUCUAAGAGGAGGUGUAAGAUUUGUAUUUUUAAUGAAUGUUUAACUGUGCCUGUAUCUGCACGGAAAGCGCUAUACAGGGGCUUUGUGCACACUUCAA